AUGUCAAUCCCUCCUCCCGGUCUGGGAGGCGGGGUCAGUAGGACCGGUCCACCACCGGGUUUCGGAGGUGGGAAUGUCGGUGUGGUAACGCAUUCACCGGCAAGCGAUGCCAGUGGGAAUAUAUCAAAUGCAAAUGGUAGCGCUGGAGGAGGUGGGGGAAGAAGAGAUGGACAAGGUGGUCCAGCAGCUAUCAUCAGAGCUCAAAUCUCAUUCUUGUUAACGACGUUUACAGAAGAUACGUUUGAUAAAAUGUCUAAUGAGAUCAGAACCCUUGCAUCGUCCAAUGGACCUGAAAUGUAUCAUCACUUUCUCAGACGAGCAGCAGUCGUGGCCAACCCAAUCAUCCAAACACUCAUACAGCAUUCUCAACAAUAUAAAGAUGAUCCAGCGGCUCCUCCUCCUCAACUCCCUACAUCAGGUCAAGCGGCUCUCGUUUGGCGUCUUCUUGUCACUGAAGCUAUAAGAGCAGCUAGAGACGUUCAACUCGCACCUCAUUUCUCAUUCAUCAUGUUGUCCCCAGCGCAAUCACCUCUUCCUCUUCCUUCCCUUAGAUUGUUCAACCUACCACCAGCACUACUAUUCUCUCUCUCUGCAUACACACUCGCAUCGCCCCAUGUAUUCCCUCCCUCUCAUGCAUCGUUCCCGGUAUUUCAUGCUAUACUAUCACAAACAUUCCAACCUACGAUGGAAUUGCUCCGAUCUCCCGGUGUCCCUUUUUGGACCAUCACAUCUAUCCCGGGAAGAGAACCAUACUCCGAAGAAUCAACCCAUGAUUUGACAUUACAAGAAGCGAGAACUCUGAUUUUAGCAUUAUUCCCUCGUUCCCAAUCAUCCUCAGGCGGAAAUCCGACAUCUCGACCCGCUACCCCUACAAAUCCCACUUCACCUCAUUCUUCUCCGCUCAAUUCGAUGCAACGUCAGACUCUUCUUGGAUCGCUUACAGUGAAAUUUUCUUCUCCCGCUAUCAUACUUCAAACUCUUUCAGCUUUGUCUCCAGGUGGACCACCAAGAACUCAAGGAUCCAUUCCCUUGGAAGACAUGUUGUUCGAGCUAGGCGAGAAUCUUACUCAGGACGAGGGAACUGUAGAAGCUGUCGUAGGAAGGUGGUGGGGUCCUUACCUAUUGGAGGGAAUAUCACCUGAAGAGCAACAAAAUCAAAUCACGGAGGAGACAUGUCAGGUAAUUCAUGGUUUAUGUGAGGGUCUAAGGAUGGGUCGUUUAGUGGAUCCACAUGGAGUCAUUAGAGGAAUGUCAGCAAUCCCAUUCAUAUCUUGGCCUGAUGUAGUCCGCUCGUUUGAUUCUCCCCUCACCAUCGCCGCAUAUCAAACAUCUAUUUCUCUUAUCGUCAACCUGAUACAACUCCCACCUCAAACACCUAUACCACCUCUCGCUGGACUUUUGCCCGCUUCCCUCAACGCUCCGACGUGGGAGAAUAUGUCAUCUCUCCUUUCAGUCCUGUCUCUUUUAACGAUUCUCCCUCCUGACGCUAUGCCUAUAUUCACAAUGGCAACCGCGCCUUCCCCUUCAUCUUACGCUCGUAUCGUUGAUCCUCCUUCGUCCGACUCACAGUGGAGCAAGGUAGCUAGACAGCAAGCAAACGACCUUCAAGGUGCUGGUCUCUGGAACACAUUAGGGUUAAUACAAGUCCUCGUCAACGCUUGUGGCCUUGCAGAGACUGAUCAUCCAUCGGAGAGAGAAAGGGAAGAAAGAGCAGACAUAGGACGAAGGGCAACUGAUAUGUUGGAAAGUGCAGCUAAAUUGGCUCCGGAAUUAGUCUUGCUUGCUUUGGAAAAACUUCCUGUGAGUCUCACUCUGUUUGACACAGCUGACAAGCAGAAACCUCUCCCGCCCUCCGUUGCCAACAUGCACACUCGUCUGCUUGCAGUCUACUUGUCAUCAGCUCCAACUGCGAUCACUUCCUCGGCUCUUGUGUUCCACCAGAUGUGGCAAACGAGCCCUGAAGGACUACUUUCAGUGUUAUUGGAGUUCUACAGUGAGGACGAGAACAACUUGGGACGUAUUGUUGAAAUCGCUACGGAGCUCAAGGUUCUUGACAUUCUACUUGCAUCCGAAAACCUUCACUUCACGCUUGACGUAGCUGCUCUCGCUUCCAACAAGGAGCUCUUGAAUCUGGAGAAAUGGCUCGCAGACGGUAUCGAAGUCAAAGGUGGAGAAUUUCUAGAAGCCAUUUUUGAUUUCGUGGAGCACAAGAUCAGACUGGAAAUUGAUCAUCAACAUGUCCCAGAGUCUGCUCCUCCCCUCCUAUUCACCCUUGGCACCAACGUUUACUCCAUCUUCAUACGUGUGGUCCGUAAUGCGUCUGAUCUUUCUCGUGAGGAUGUUGCUCGAUUUAAACACCUCCGUACGGAUAUUCUCAUUUUACAUCCUCGUCUUCUCAAUCUCCUACCUGGCAGCAAAGCAGAACAAGGUUUCACCGAGGCCAAAUUUCCCAAAGAAAUCGUGGACAAGGUGGAUGAAAUGUACCAGCAAAUGUACAGCGGUCAACUCAAAUUGGAUGAUGUAAUUGAGGAGCUCAAACGAUGUCAAAAAUCCGAUGACCCAAUGGAUCGAGAUACUUUUGCUCAUGCCCUCCACUCACUUUUCGACGAAUACAAGUUUGUUAAAUCAUAUCCGGCAAAGGAACUUACCAUGACUGGUCUUUUGUUUGGUGCGAUUAUCGAUUACCGUCUUGUCAAAGAUACCUCGGCUUUCGUGGCCACUCGAUACGUGCUCGACGCUUGCAAGACUCCCCCUCAAGAAGCCUUAUAUCAAUUUGGUAUCAAUGCACUGAGCAUCUUGCGAAACUCACUGGUCGACUUUCCUGGUCUUUGUCGAUCUUUACUUGAAAUUCCUGCCCUUCACGAAUCACAUCCUGUACUCAUCAAUGAUAUACACCAGGCGUUGAUCGAAAGAGAAGAACUUGAUAUGCAAGGGGGCGUCAAACUCGCUUUCCCUGCUCUUCGAUUACCGAUUUUGAUCGAAGAAGGUGAUGACGAGUUUAGAGAACCUGAACCAAAAAAGAAGGAUGCUUUCAUGUUCAUCAUCAAUCAAAUCGCUCCCAGUAACUACGAGUCCAAAGCGCAAGAGCUUACUCAUCUUUUCGAAAAUCAAUACUCCCGAUGGUUCGCUCAUUACUUUAUCGAUGUGCGGGUCAGUCUCGAAAUGAACCGGCAUGACAUCUACAUGCAGAUUAUCGACGCUCUUAGAUCGCCUGUCUUCGAGAAACAUGUUCUUUGGGAAACAUACCGAAAGGCCAGAGAUUUGCUCAACUCCGAAGCAACAAUGAACUCUGCUUCUGAAAGGACAACACUCAAAACAGUCGCAAGCUGGUUAGGUAAGAUCACUCUGGCAAGGAACAAACCCAUCAAAUUGCGCGAACUGUCACUCAAGGACCUUUUGAUACAAGGAUUCGACACCAAACGACUCAUUGUAGCUAUUCCCUUUGUCUGUAACCUCAUUCUUUCUUGCAAAGACUCGGUUGUCUUCCACACGCCAAACCCUUGGCUCAUGGCUAUCCUCCGAUUACUUGCGGAAUUCUACCACUUCGCAGAAUUGCGUCUCAAUCUCAAAUUCGAGAUUGAAGUCCUCUUCAGUAAACUGGGAGUUGAAUUAGAAUCGAUCGAACCUUCCAACCAGCUUCGAUUGCACGUACCUCCUCCACCACCUCAAGAAGAACUACCCAACCGACUAGAUCUCGAACUUCAACGGGCUACAAGCGAUAUUAUGAAUGGUGGUCAACGAUUUGCAGAACUUCCAGGUAACGAAAACUACGCUCGAAUUCAGCAAAUACAGACUGAACAAGCCGCUCAAGCUGCCCAAGAUGCGAUGACCCGACGAGUCGAUGAGCUCAUCGCUCAAUUGCCUCAAUACCUCAUUUUCAACCAGGACUACCCAAUUUUCACCGCUCCUACUCUCAAGCGAAUUGUUCAUCAUUCCAUCGACCGGGCUAUCAGGGAAAUCAUUGGUCCUGUCAUCGAACGAUCCGUCACUAUAGCAGGUAUCUCUUCCCGUGAUCUCAUUCAAAAGGACUUCGGUAUGGAAGGGGAUGCGGUCAAGAUGCGAUCCGCUGCUCACAUGAUGGUGCAAAACCUGGCGGGCAGUCUCGCUCUUGUCACUUGCAAGGAGCCCCUCCGAACUAGUAUGAUUGGCAAUAUCAAGCAGAUGCUGGAACAGAAUGGUUAUACCGAGGAUUCUAUGCCUGAUGCGAUGAUCGCGGGAGUUGUCAACCAGAAUUUGGAUGUCGCUUGUUCGGUACUCAAAAAGGCUGCUCAAGAGAAAGCUGCCAAAGACAUUGAUGUCAAUCUCGCACCUCAGUAUGCCGCUCGAAAAGCCCAUCAGAAUUCACGAUCUCCAACUCCGUUUUGGGAUGGUGCAUCUUUCGGUUUCACUCUUUCUCACAACGCUCUUCCUGAUCCACUCAGACUUCGACCAGGUGGUCUCACUCCUCAACAGUUCAGAGUAUAUGAAGAUUUCGGUGAACCUACAAGAAUGAUCAGUCACCCUACUCCACCAACCAAUGGUGACUACCUCGUAUCCCAGUAUAGAGAUCUUAACCUGCAUGACGGACUUGUGCCUUCGGAGAUCAAACGUGGGCCUUCUCCUCGAGGUGCAUUCAACAACCAAAAUAUCAUGGAACCUCCUGAAUCUGUUGCUUCGCCUCAACCUAUUCCACCUCAAACAAGCGUUGAUAAGUUUCAUGAGCUCGCUGCGGAGAUUGAAAAAUUACUGGCUCAAGCUCCUGUAACCAACAUUUCUGCCCUUCCUGCCGAUCAUGAGAUUAGAGCUCUCAUUAGAGGAGUAGUCAUUGUCGCCAACCAGUCCGUGCAUAGAGAUUCCACCACUCUUACUAUUGGCCAAAAAGUUGUACAAUUACUUUACAGAUCGACAGCUCAACUGGCUAGAGAAGUUUACGUCUACCUCCUUCAACAGCUUUGCGAUCUUUCGCCCAAGGUCAGUAGGGAGGUGAAACAAUGGUUGGUCUAUGCCGAGGAUCCACGGAAAUUCAACGUUCCAGUCACCGUCACCCUCAUUCGAGCUCAAUCUAUCAGCGUACACGAACUCGAUGCUGCUUUGGCACAAGUCAUUGUUCGAGCAUACACUCCCGAAGUCAUCGAUUUUGUUGCUCAACUCAUCAGGGAAUGUUCUAUCUCUGACAACGCAUUUAUCCCAAGGAACGGGUUCGCCAACAGUUUGGCUGCUCUACUCAAAGCGCAGGAAAUUGGUCGAGUCACUCCUGCGGCCGAUGCUCUUCUCGAUGAGCUACGUGGUGGAUCUGUCAGAUCUCCCGCUGUUCCUACUCCCGACGCCAAGCCAUCUAUUGAUACUAAGCUUCAAGAGAGACUCUCGCACUACUUCCUUGAGUGGGUACGGGUUUUCAGCACUAGCAAGAAUCCAGAAGUCGCCUUUGUACCAUACAUCACUUAUCUCCAAAAGGAAGGUAUUCUCAACGGUGAAGACGUUUCUUCUGCGUUUUACAGAACAGCUAUCAACACAGCUGUUGAUCUAGAUACUGCCAAGCUCCAACAAGGCCUUUUCUACGGUACAGAUGCUUUAGCUAAACUCAUCGUUUUGAUCGUCAAGAAUUACGGUGACAAGAGUGGAACUAGUAGUGUCUCAAGAACUGUAUACUACUAUAACAAGAUAAUCACUAUCAUGUCAUACUCGCUCGUUCAGAAACAACUGGAAUUGGGAGAUGCGUUCAAUCAACGACCUUGGGCAAGAUUUUUCACUAGCAUGUUGAGCGAACUCCAAUCUGUUGAGUACGCUUUACCCGAGAUUUACCUUGGAUGUUUGAAACAUUUCGCCAAUAACCUUGGAAUCACUCAACCCACCUAUGCACCCCGAUUCGCCUUUGGAUGGAUCUCAAUUGUAUCUCAUCGAUUGUUCAUGCCCAAAUUACUUCAAACUGCACGAGAUGAUGGAUGGCCGGAGUAUCAUCGAUGUGUGAUGUGGUUACUAAGAUUCUUAUCUCCAUUUUUACAAUCUGGCGAAAUGACCCCUUCAUCAAGGUCGAUCUUCAAGGCUACGAUCAAGUUGCUCGUCAUCUUGAUGCACGAUUUCCCUGAAUUCCUUGUCGAGUUCUAUCACACGUUGUCAACUGCCAUCCCACCUCAUUGUGUCCAGAUGAGAAAUAUAAUACUAGCAGCUUUCCCUCAAAACGAAGGUCCUCUGCCUGACCCAUACAAAAGGCUGGAUCAACUCGUUCCAGAAAUGCAAAGAUUCCCAACUGUUCGAUCGGAUUACAUCGGCGCUUUAACAGAUGGUAACCUUAAAGGAGCGAUAGAUCAAUUCGUACGAACUGGUGUACCAGCUUUACCUGCUAUAGUAGCUGAACUCAAGAAUAGAAUAGCAGUCAAAUCGAUUGGCCAAGAUGGAAAUACCACUGUCACUUGGAAUCAUACAUUACUUCACGCCGCUGUGUUUUAUCUGGGUACAACUGCUGUUGCAAGAAGAUUCUCUCAGACUGGGGUAGUCGACUUUGAUGCCAAAGCACCUGAAGUGGGAGUUCUGACCGGUCUAUCACAUGCUUUCGAUGCUGAAGGACAAUACUAUAUCCUCAGCGUCAUUGCAGAUCAGUUGAGAUACCCUUCAGCACACACAUCUUUCUUCAUCCAUUUCAUCUUGUUCCUCUUUGGAACGUCAGCAAGACAGGAGCCACCUUCCGUCAUUCCUGAAAGGAUUGCAAGGGUACUUCUCGAGAGAACUCUCGUACAAAGACCCCACCCUUGGGGAUUGUUGGUCACCUUUAUCGAAUUGCUCGACAAUGAUGCAUAUGGAUUUUGGAAACAACCUUUCGUCAGAGCUGAGGAAGAAGUGUAUCGACUUUUCGGUCAAGUCAGGGGUAGUGUAGUUGCCAGAAGGGAGUUGCAAGCUUGA
Molecule: messenger RNA, 6876 nt
Organism: Kwoniella shivajii
Lineage: Eukaryota; Fungi; Basidiomycota; Tremellomycetes; Tremellales; Cryptococcaceae
Exons: 6
Coding region: 1-6876 (2291 amino acids)
Biological process (GO): nuclear-transcribed mRNA catabolic process, deadenylation-dependent decay; negative regulation of translation
Cellular component (GO): CCR4-NOT core complex; P-body
Molecular function (GO): molecular adaptor activity
Source: RefSeq, a predicted model, not a curated record